Sardina pilchardus (European sardine) is the source of this 3506-nucleotide messenger RNA. It is a transcript of the gene grik3, whose product is annotated as glutamate ionotropic receptor kainate type subunit 3. Gene Ontology annotation, biological process: monoatomic ion transport; synaptic transmission, glutamatergic; modulation of chemical synaptic transmission. Gene Ontology annotation, molecular function: transmitter-gated monoatomic ion channel activity involved in regulation of postsynaptic membrane potential; kainate selective glutamate receptor activity. Gene Ontology annotation, cellular component: plasma membrane; presynaptic membrane; kainate selective glutamate receptor complex. NCBI's taxonomy places the organism in Eukaryota, Metazoa, Chordata, Actinopteri, Clupeiformes, Clupeidae. The record is from RefSeq and is a predicted model, not a curated record. Bases 87 to 2930 code for a protein of 947 amino acids. The transcript is spliced from 15 exons.
AUACUUGGUUGUCACCUCGGAGUGCGAUUGUGGAAUACUGGACAACGGGCAUUGUGUGUCUUUUUUGGAUUCAGUGUUCAUUCGGGAUGCCUCAUGUCAUUCGAAUAGGGGGCAUUUUUGAGCAAACAGAAGGUUCGCCCAGCGGCCCGGUGAGUUCAGAGGAGCUGGCCUUUAAGUUCGCCGUCAACAACAUCAACAGGAACAGGACGUUACUUCCCAACACAACGUUAACGUACGACAUCCAGAGGAUAAACAUUUACGACAGUUUUGAGGCGUCCAGGAAAGCCUGUGACCAGCUCUCUCUAGGCGUAGUGGCCAUCUUCGGCCCGUCACACAGCUCCUCCUCCAACGCCGUGCAGUCCAUCUGCAAUGCCCUGGAGGUGCCGCACAUCCAGGUGAGGUGGAAGCACCACCCCAUGGACAACCGGGACACCUUCUACGCCAACCUGUACCCCGACUACUCCUCGCUCAGCUACGCCAUCCUCGACCUCGUGCAGUUCCUCAGGUGGAAGACGGCCACCGUGGUGUACGACGACAGCACAGGCCUCAUUAGACUACAGGAGCUGAUCAUGGCCCCGUCCAGGUACAACAUCCGUCUGAAGAUCCGCCAGCUCCCCCUGGACAACACGGACACACGGCCGCUGCUGAAGGAGAUGAAGCGCGGCCGUGAGUUCCGCAUCAUCUUCGACUGCAGUCACGCCAUGGCGGCCCAGAUCCUCAAGCAGGCUCAGAUGAUGGGAAUGAUGACAGAGUACUACCACUACAUCUUCACCACUCUGGACCUCAUGGCUAUUGACUUGGAGCCGUACCGCUUCUGCGGCGUCAACAUGACCGGCUUCCGCAUCCUGAACGUGGACAACCCCCAGGUGGCCUCCAUCAUGGAGAAGUGGUCCCAGGAGAGGCAGAUCCCCCUGAAGCCAGACUCGGGCCUUCUGGAGGGCAUCAUGACGACAGACGCUGCUCUGACGUAUGAUGCGGUCCACAUCGUGUCGGUGUCCUACCAGCACCAGUCGUCGAUGACGGUCAACUCGCUGCAGUGCCACCGGCACAAGCCCUGGAGGUUCGGCGCACGCUUCAUCAACGGCAUCAAGGAGUCGCACUGGGAUGGCCUGACCGGGCGCUUGUCCUUUAACCACUCCACCGGCCUGCGCACUGACUUUGACCUGGACAUCAUCAGCCUGAAGGAGGACGGGCUGGAGAAGGUGGGCAAGUGGAGUGCAUCAGUGGGGCUCAACAUCACCGAGGUCUCCAGGCGGAAUGGGAUGAACAUCACCGACUCGCUCUCCAACCGCUCCCUGGUCAUCACCACCAUCCUGAAGGCUGACCUGGCCGUGGCCCCCCUCACCAUCACCUACCUGCGGGAGAAGGUGGUGGAUUUCUCCAAGCCCUUCCUCAACAUGGGCAUCAGCAUUCUGUACCGCAAGCCCAACAACACCAACAACGGCUUCUUCUCCUUCCUCAACCCCAUGACGCCCGACAUCUGGGUCUACAUCCUGCUGGCCUACCUGGGCGUCAGCUGCGUCUUGUUUGUCAUCGCCAGGUUCAGCCCGUACGAGUGGUACGAUGCCCACCCCUGCAACCCUGGCUCUGACGUGGUGGAGAACAACUUCACCCUGCUCAACAGCUUCUGGUUCGGUGUCGGCUCCCUCAUGCAGCAAGGCUCAGAGCUGAUGCCCAAAGCCCUGUCUACAAGGAUCAUUGGUGGCAUCUGGUGGUUCUUCACCCUCAUCAUCAUCUCCUCGUACACGGCCAACCUGGCCGCCUUCCUCACCGUGGAGCGCAUGGACUCGCCCGUGGACUCCGCCGACGACCUGGCCAAGCAGACCAAGAUCGAGUACGGCGUGGUGCGCGAUGGAGCCACCAUGACUUUCUUUAAGAGGUCCAGGGUGUCCACCUUUGAGAAGAUGUGGGCGUUCAUGAGCAGCCGGCAGAGCACGUCGCUGGUCAAGUCCAUCGAGGACGGCAUCCAGCGGGUCUUGAAGUCCGACUACGCCCUGCUCAUGGAGUCCACCACCAUAGACUACGUCACCCGCCGGAACUGCAACCUCACCAAAGUGGGAGGCAUCAUCGACAGCAAAGGCUAUGGCAUCGGCACGCCCAAGGGCUCGCCGUACCGUGACAAAGUGAGCAUCGCCAUCUUGAGCAUCAUGGAGGACGGGCGCCUGCACAUGCUGAAGGAGAAGUGGUGGAACGGCGACCACUGCCAGCAGGAGGCCCGCUACGAGGCCGGGCCCAUGAGCAUCCAGAACCUGGGCGGCAUCUUCAUCGUGCUGGCCUCGGGCCUGGUGCUGUCCGUCUUCGUGGCCAUCGGCGAGUUCGUCUACAAGCUGCGGAAGACGGCGGAGCGGGAGCAGGUCUUUCUGCAAUGCGGUGGUGGACGAGAUCAGACUGUCGUUCACCUGCGAGAGGCGCGUGAGGCACAAGCCUCACCAGCCGCUGGCCUCCCUGCCGCUCUCGCCGCCGCCUCCGCCGUCGCUGCCGCCGCUCACGGCGAAGACGGACGCGGUGAUCAACAUGCACACCUACAACGACCGUCGCCUGCCGGGAAAGGACAGCCUGAGCUGCAGCACCGCCGGGAUGACGCCCGUGUUUCCAUGACGUGCCUGGGCGACGGGCACCUGCGGCACGUGCCCGGAGCGGUGGCGGGCGGCGGCAUCACCGGCGGCGUGGCCGACGCCAGGGAGUACGCCGCGCUGCCCGAGGGCUUCGCCACGUUCACGCUCAGCCGCCGCGACCUACGGAACCACCACCCGACCCCCGCGAUGACGCAGACCCUGACGACGGCGAUGCACGCCAGCCAGAACGGAGGCAGCGGCUCCGGCGGCGGCGGCAGCGCCACCGUCAACCACGCGAGCACCACCGACCACAUCCUCAAGCCACUCUACCCCACCCGCGAGAGAGAGGGCGGACGCUCCGUCUCCUUCCUGUGAUGGCCGACAGGCGACAGGAAACCGCUACGGUUAAAACUUCAACAAAAACAGACAAACCAGACCACAAAACACACAGACAGAUAAUAACAAAAGAGAAACUAUCUACACCCAAUGUCCAAUGUUUACGUACAAGACACACUCUGGCGACAAACACAACCAUCCAGUAAUCAAUGAAAUAGACAGAGCCCUAAUGUCAACAAAGUAGUAAAAAGUAAUAUUUUAAGAGACACUUCAACGGAUUCAUGGAAUACGGACAGACAACUAACUGGCUUCUGUAAGCAUGGCAAUAAAUGAACUAGAGACAGACAGAACGGGGGUGAACGUUUUGUUGGGGAAAUUCAAGAGGCCAAAACACAGCACAUCCGAUUCUUUCCAAUCAGUGUUGUGGGUUUCUCUUUUGUUUUUGAAACAUACAAGCGGACCCUCCUGUGGUGAAGUGAUGAAUCCCUGUGCUGGUUGUUGGACGCGUGGGGAAGUAGAUCCUCAAACUGUGCCGAAAGGGCGCCAAGAUCUCUAGCGCGGCUGUCGAAGGACAACGGGCGACUCCCACACACACAGAGUCGGAUUGGGUGCAGA